GGCCUUUUUGUAGUCGCACCGGCCUACGCAAGUCGAGGCGCCAAAACCUCAACAAGCAAAACAACAGCAGCACCAGCAACACUGCGAAGAUGCCUCGUGUUGCGCGCCGGCUUGGGCUGGACGCGGUUGUGGCGGCGGCAGUGAAGAACCUGCGCCCGGAAGCCACGGUGGCGGCGAUGUUCUCACCGCAGGACUACCUGAGCAUGGUGCUGUCAGAUUUGCAAGUGGUGGGGAUCACCACGGGCCCGGACAUGGAGCACAUGGUGAAGCUGCGCUGGUCGCAGAACCCGACGAUGGAGCUGUGGGCCAAGCCCACCAUGCUCAAGCUCAUCACGCCUGGGCCCGCGGACAAGUACUUCCUCACCGCCAACUCAAUCUCCUUUGGCGAUCUCACCUUCAAUUCUGCAGACCUGUUUGCCACAGACGAGCCAGACCACUUCAACUACAUCAGCGACGACGACAACGUGGAGGAGGACUCGGGCCCAGACGCUGCGCUCCUGCCGCCCAUCCCGCACCUGCCAUCCCCCACCACGCAAACGCAGGCCACACAACCACAGCCAAUGCAACCAGCGUCCUCCACCGCGCCAAGCACGGCAACGGACGCCCAGGGCGCACAGCAGGGGCAGCAACAGGCCGCGGGUGUGCAGGCGGAUUCCAGCAGUGGCAACGGCCAUUCGCCGUCCGAGCAGCAGAUGGGCCAGGCACAACAAAAUGGCGCCCAGCAACAACAAAAGGACGCACAGCAGCAGCAACAGCAACAACAACAACAACAACAACCUUCUACCACGACGACGACGGCGGGUGGCGUCAAGUCAAGCUGCCUGCCCACAUGGCACGACUGGGCCCAAGUCACCAACGACUACCGCAGCGCACACUUUGGCAAGGAGACGGCGCGUCUGAGCACAGACAACACGUCAUACUACAGCGUGUUCAACACCUUUGAGGCCAUGAUGCCCAAGGACUUCAUCAUGGACACGGUGCUGCCUGCCACGAACGACGCCGGGCGCGACAUUGAGAACUUCAUGCCGGUGCAGUACGGGGAGUUUAUGCGCUUCCUUGGGCUGUGGUUCCUGUUCAGCUGCUACCAGGAGGAGGUGCCCGUGUUCUGGUCGCCCACUAAGAGCGAGCUGUUCACGGCGCCGCGCGUCAACAAGUACAUGACGAAGAAACGCUUCUCCGAUAUCCUGGCGGCGCUCUCCAUCGUGCCGCUGCAGGCCAUGCCCACCACCUUCACCGACCGCUACGCGCACAUGCGGCCCUUUGUCGCUGCGUGGAACGCGAACAUGAGCAAGGUGUACCGCUCGUCCUGGAUCAGCGUGCUUGACCGCGUGGACUGCCUCUACGCCAACAAGUUCCACGCGUCCGAGUUUAUGGCCGUCCCCAAGCGCUGCCCGCCCCACCAGAACUCGUACUUUGUGCUGGCCGACGGGCAGACGAACGUCGUGUACUGGGCCGAGCUUGACGAGGGGCCGGCGCGCCCCGCCCAGCUUGGGCCGCUGCCGUACACAGACGUGUUUGAGCCAAACACCGCGCGCCUGCUGCGGUGCGCAGACCAGGCGGGCCUCGUCUCCACCGGCAAGGUCGUGCAUGUGCCGAGCGAGUACGGGUCGCUGCUGUCCAUGGUGGAGCUGCGCAAGAAGCACGUGUACGCCAGCGUGGCCCUGUCGCCCGGCAGACCCAUGCCAGAUGUGCCGCAGUCUGCCUUUGAGCAGUAUCUGCGCGAGCAGCCUGUCGGCAACACGCUGUGCCGACCCGCCACGUGCGAGGAGCAGCCCUUGUACUUUGCGGGCGUGCGUGACACGGCGAACAUCCUCAUGCAGCUGUCGACGUACGGCAGCAUCAUCCCCGUCGGCAAGCACAAGCACCGCAUGGCGGGCGGUACGCGCGUGUCGUUCCAGUACCCUGAGGUUGUGCACAACCAUCUCGCGGUGCGACGGGCAGCGCGGGUGAAUGAGUCCCUUCGCCACGAGUGGCGGCCCGUGGAGGACGUGUGGCUGAAGAAGCAGUUCUGGCACGGGCACUUUGCCUUCUUCCUCGGGCUGGCAGAGGCGAACGCGUACUUUGUGUACACGACGUUUGUGCAGAAGAAAGGCGGCAGCGCAAUGACACACACGAGCUUCCGCAAGCUCCUGGCCAAGGAGCUGAUGACCAACCACUACCUUGCGGAGGAGGAGGAGAUGAUGCUGGCGCACGAGGAGGGCGUGACGGCCGGGCACAUGCAGGUGAUGAAGCGCGCGAAGGUGAACGCGGCGCACCGGCUGGAAAGCAUUCCGUUCCACUCGACGUGGGACGGGCAGGCGUGGCAGAAGACGCUCAAGGUGCAGCAGGUGCAGCGGCGGUGCAAGUACUGCAAGAAGAAGACGCGCCACUACUGUGUGUGUACGCCGGCCAAGAGCGUGUGCACAUCGUGCUUCUCCAAGCACAUGGUGGAGGAGCUCACUUGAGUACAUUGUGUUUGCUUUGCGUGUCUGUGUCUGUGUCUCUGUGUGUGUCUAUUUCUUUGCCUGCGCGCGCGCGUGUGUGUGUGUCUGUGUGUCUGUGUCUGUCUGUGCUUUGUGUGUCUGUGUUUAUCUGUGACUGUAUCUGUGUCUGUUCAUGUUGACCUUGAGCCAUUCAUCACAUUUUGUGUUCGUUUGCCAACCACUUCCCUUCGCUUCUCUUGUGUUGCUUUGUUCUGCUGUGAGCUGAAAGUGUUUACGCACUGUGUUGCUUGCAUUGCAGUUGCCCCCGCUUGCGUUCUUGUUGUCCACAUCCACACCCAAUGAACCAACCCCAAAGCCA
Salpingoeca rosetta is the source of this 2781-nucleotide messenger RNA. RefSeq lists its product as uncharacterized. The transcript has a single exon. The record is from RefSeq and is a predicted model, not a curated record. The coding region runs from base 90 to 2444 and encodes 784 amino acids. Lineage: Eukaryota; Choanoflagellata; Craspedida; Salpingoecidae.